Suillus fuscotomentosus is the source of this 1404-nucleotide messenger RNA. RefSeq lists its product as uncharacterized. Lineage: Eukaryota; Fungi; Basidiomycota; Agaricomycetes; Boletales; Suillaceae. The record is from RefSeq and is a predicted model, not a curated record. The coding region runs from base 1 to 1404 and encodes 467 amino acids. The transcript has 18 exons.
AUGACUAAAACAUUCUGUUCACUAUUACAGAUGCGACUAGCGGGGUUCCGGGCAUCACAGGGUGCUACCAGAGUUCGACCAGUUUCCAGUACUUCAUACCAUUUCUUCUCCUUUCUGUGUUCGAACUGGGUGGGACUUAUGGUGCUCACGCUCAUACGCGCCAUACAGAACUGGCGGAUAAACCCAAGCCGUCUGUACGUUGCCUUGGUGAACCAUAACAUAUUCUAUUAUGCAUGCGGUUUCCGUGAGCUUACACUUGUUCGCGCUGUUUUCCUGUACUCAUCCAUGAUCAUUGUCUUUCCUGAAGUGCUCUCGGUAACGAACGUCUUCGCAUCGUUGCUCCUCCAGUACUCCUAUCAGAACAUUUUGUAUGAUUUCGAGUUCAUGACCCUUGCAAUCCUUGCCACACGCAUGCACCUCCAUCUCUGGAAAACGGACCGACGUGGACACGGCUCUGGCACCCUCAUGCAUAUUCCAAUGUCCGACGCGCCAUCUAUGGUGUAUUCAACUGACGAUGUCACAGAAGCGAUGAGCUUGCAGUCCUUUAAGUACAUAUUGGCAUCGAUGGCUACAUUCUGGACCUAUGACUAUGCAUGUUCACUUCAUGAAGAGUGGACAUUUUUGCUUCGGUCACGCUGGAACAAGAUGAAAGGACUCUAUAUCAUUACACGAUACCUCCCCUUUAUCUUUCUGGCCACGGAUCUAUUCAUGUACUUUACCCCGAACGAGAACUCAGGCAAAUGCCGGGUGCUGGAAAAUACUCAAUCAGGUCUUGGAAUAGUAUUAGUCAUUGUCUCCGAAAGUUUUUUUAUCCUUAGAACAUAUGUACUCUGGAACAGAAGUAGAAUCUUGCUCGUAGCCAUCUUGUUCACCUCUUUCCAUCCUUCUGCAUUGUCUUCGCCGCUGGCAUCCCCGCAGCAUGUAGUCGCUCUCACCUUCCCUCUGGCGUUCCACGACCACUUAAACAUUCUGUUCCCUUUUGCAGAUACGACUAGCGCGAUCCCGGGAAUCACAGGGUGCUACCGGAAUUCUACCAGUUUCCAGUACGUCAUAGCAUUCCUUUUCCUUUCCGUGUUCGAACUGGGACUCAUGGUGCUCACGCUCAUAUGCGCCAUGCAGAACUGGCGGAUAAACCGAAGCCGUCUGUACGUUGUCCUGGUGAACCAUAACAUAUCCUAUUAUGUAUGCGGUUUUCUGCUCUCGGUAACGAACGUCUUCGCAUCGCUGCUCCUCCAGGACUCCUACCAAACCUUUUUUUAUAAUUUCCAGUUUAUCAUACUUGCAAUUCUUGCCACGCGCAUGCACCUCCAUCUCUGGCAGGUGAAUCGACAUCCGCACGGCUCUACUAGCAACCUCGUGCAUGUUCCAAUGUCCGACAUUUCAUUUGCAAAUCCCACGGCGUGA